AUGAACUGCAUGGGCGGAUCCAAGCGCCUUCGAACGCACGCGCCGUCUAGUGGCUGCGACUCCAUAAUCCCCGCCUGCCGCAGCGUGCAACAAUUUCGGAAGCUGAACCGGAUCGAUGAGGGCACAUAUGGCGUUGUAUACAGAGCCUCUGACAUCGAAACUGGAGAAGUUGUUGCUCUGAAGCAGUUGAAGUUGUCGGCGGUCAAGUCUGAUGAUGGGUUUCCGAGCUCGUCGUUACGCGAGAUAUCUUUGCUUUUGGAGAUCCAGCACCCGAACGUUGUGCGUUGCCGUGAAGUUGUGGUUGGAAACACGCUGCAGCACAUUUUCAUGGUAAUGGAGUAUGUGGAGCAUGAAUUGAGAGUUUUGCUUGCCAAACACAGCUUUGCGACAGCGGAAAUGAAAUGCUUGCUGGUCCAAAUGCUUCGUGGGGUUGGACAUCUGCAUCAGCGAUGGAUUCUGCACCGUGACCUCAAAACAUCCAACAUCUUGCUGGACAAGAAAGGGGUCCUCAAGAUUUGUGAUUUUGGUUUGGCGCGGCACUUUGGUGAGUGA
Molecule: messenger RNA, 552 nt
Organism: Symbiodinium pilosum
Lineage: Eukaryota; Dinophyceae; Suessiales; Symbiodiniaceae
Source: the annotation of a GenBank genome assembly